GUACACAAAGAUUUAGAAUUAGAAAUUCUAAAACAAUAAGAAAACCGCAAAAACAUACAACAAAUAAAGUUGGGAAAAUAAUUAGAAAUGACUAAUUAUGAAGUGCUUCCAGAUAUUACAAGCAAUAAAAGUCUACAAAAGGUGGAUUCGAGCCAAGCAAUUGACAACCUUCCUCCUCCCUGAAAAAAAAAUCAAAAAAAUCUAACAUUAAUAGUGUAUUCAGCACAAUUAAGAGAUUUAAUUUCUUAAAUAUAUAUAUUUUUCUCACAGGACCUCUGCCUCAUGCAAUGUGCAACAAAGCCCUUCCUGAACCAGCGAAGCUACGUAUGACUACUCACAUGCUCAGCUAGGCCUGUGCUAAAGUGUUUUCAUGGACUGGGGCCUGAAUGAGUCAGCAGUAUGUACUGAAUGGGACAAGGGUCCUGAGAAUCUGUCCUUAAUUUCUGGCCAAAUUCUGUAAUUACAGGGUAAAUCUUCAGUAAACCCAAAUUUACACAAGUGCAAAUGACAGCACAUUUGGGUCCUUCCUAGACAGAAUGGACAUUGUGUAGUGAAUAAUACAGCAGGGGUUCAGAGGAUUUGUAACUCACUUAGGUCCUGAUCCAAAGCUCAUUUAAAUCAAUGGCAGUGCCACAUCAGAACCUUGGUGUGUAGCAGAAGGAUGGCAGAUGCCAUGUACGUGGGAGAAACACUAGAGAACCUUUGUCUAUAGCAGAAGGAUGGCAGAGAGUCCCUGCACCCUAGUUGUCUGUAGGUUGGAGUGUAGUGCAAGGGGUCCCCCUCACCCAGUUGUCUGUGAGGUACGGGUGAGGGGAGUCCCCCUUGCCCAGUUGUCUGUGGGUCAGGGUGUGGGUGCAGGGACUCCCCCAUGCCCUCCUGUCUGUGGGUUGGGGAUUUUGGUGUAGGGAGUACCCCACACCCAGUUGUUUUUGGUUUGGGGGUGUGGAUGCAGGGAGUCCCCCAUGCCCAGUUGUCUGGGGGUUAGGGGUGUGGGUGCACGGAGUCCCUCAUGCCCCGCUGUAGCAAAACCCCGGCGCAGGAUGUCAGAAGCCCUGUGCUAGGCGGCAGCACCCGCGGCAGGACAGGGUGGUUCGGCGGCUGCCUCGGGGCUCCCCUGAGGUUCGGCCAGACACAUUCGCACACCACGGGAGUCAGUUCUGCCCCAGCUGCCCCGGCACGCUCUGCCUGCAGCGCGGGGGCGGAUCGGCAGGGGGAGCCAUGGGCGGGGGUGCCUGCUUUCCUCCCCGCGGAGACCCCACGGCGGGGCGGGCGCAGCCCCGGCCCCGGCCGCGCUCUCUGCCCCUUGACGUGGCACGGACUCUCCCAUCAGCCAUGUUGUCGCGUCGGCAGCGCGGGGCUGCUGGGUUCAGUGAGUGAGUGAGUCAGGCUGGGGCUGGGACGCUGGCAGAAAUAAGAAAAGAAGUUAACAAUGACAACCUUCCUGGAAUUCAUCCAGCAGAAUGAAGACAGAGAUGGAGUUAGAUUCAGCUGGAAUGUUUGGCCUUCAAGUCGCCUUGAAGCCACAAGAAUGGUAGUCCCAGUGGCUUCCCUCUUUACACCACUGAAAGAGCGUCCUGAUUUGCCUCCCAUUCAGUAUGAGCCAGUUCUGUGCAGUAGGACCACGUGUCGUGCAGUUCUGAAUCCCUUAUGCCAAGUGGAUUAUCGAGCAAAACUUUGGGCUUGCAAUUUUUGUUAUCAAAGAAAUCAGUUUCCUCCUACUUACGCUGGUAUAUCAGAGAUGAACCAGCCUGCAGAACUUUUACCUCAGUUUUCUAGUAUUGAAUAUGUAGUACAGCGUGGUCCUCAGAUGCCUUUGAUAUUUCUUUACGUUGUGGACACAUGCAUGGAAGAUGAAGAUUUGCAAGCCCUGAAGGAAUCCAUGCAAAUGUCAUUAAGUCUCUUACCACCAACUGCUUUGGUAGGUCUUAUUACAUUUGGGAGAAUGGUGCAGGUCCAUGAGCUUGGUUGUGAAGGAAUUUCAAAAAGCUAUGUCUUCAGAGGCACAAAGGACCUAUCUGCAAAACAACUUCAGGAAAUGUUGGGGCUUACUAAAGUAUCUGUUUCACAAGUAGGCCGGGGUCCUCAAGUACAGCAGCCACCACCUUCUAACAGAUUCCUACAGCCAGUGCAGAAAAUUGAUAUGAAUCUUACUGAUCUUUUGGGUGAAUUACAACGGGAUCCUUGGCCUGUUCCACAAGGGAAGAGACCUUUGCGUUCCUCUGGAGUGGCUCUUUCUAUAGCUGUAGGACUCCUUGAGUGUACUUUCCCUAACACUGGUGCACAUAUUUUGAUGUUCAUUGGAGGACCAGGCACUCAAGGACCUGGGAUGGUUGUAGGGGAUGAACUGAAGUUACCUAUAAGAUCAUGGCAUGACAUUGAAAAAGACAAUGCUAAUUAUGUUAAAAAGGCUACUAAGCAUUUUGAAGCUCUGGCUAAUCGUGCUGCUACAACUGGUCAUGUUAUUGACAUAUAUGCAUGUGCACUAGAUCAGACUGGUCUUCUGGAGAUGAAGUGCUGUCCCAACUAUACUGGAGGCUACAUGGUGAUGGGAGACUCUUUCAAUACAUCCUUAUUCAAACAAACCUUUCAGAGAGUAUUUACCAAAGAUAUGCAAGGGCAAUUUAAAAUGGGAUUUGGUGGCACUUUAGAAAUAAAGACCUCAAGAGAAAUCAAGAUUUCAGGAGCUAUUGGACCCUGUGUCUCUCUCAAUUCCAAAGGACCUUGUGUGUCAGAAAAUGAGAUAGGAACAGGAGGUACAUGUCAAUGGAAGAUCUGUGGCCUUAAUCCCAAUACAACCCUUGCGCUGUAUUUUGAGGUGGUCAAUCAGCACAAUGCUCCAAUUCCUCAAGGUGGACGUGGUGCAAUCCAGUUUGUGACUCAGUACCAGCAUUCAAGUGGACAGAGACGUAUCAAAGUAACCACAGUUGCCAGAAACUGGGCAGAUGCUCAGACACAGAUCCAAAACAUUGCUGCUUCUUUUGACCAAGAGGCAGCUGCCAUUCUUAUGGCCAGAUUGGCAGUUUAUAGGGCAGAGACAGAAGAAGGACCUGAUGUACUUAGGUGGCUGGACAGACAGCUGAUACGACUGUGUCAGAAAUUUGGAGAAUAUCACAAAGAUGAUCCAAGCUCCUUCAGAUUUUCAGAAACCUUCUCACUUUAUCCACAGUUUAUGUUUCACUUAAGGAGGUCCCCUUUCUUGCAAGUCUUUAACAACAGCCCUGAUGAGAGUUCAUACUAUCGUCAUCAUUUCAUGCGUCAAGAUCUAACCCAGUCACUUAUCAUGAUUCAACCAAUCCUCUAUGCCUACUCUUUCAGUGGACCUCCAGAGCCUGUUCUUCUCGAUAGCAGCAGCAUUUUGCCAGAUCGCAUUCUUCUUAUGGACACCUUUUUCCAGAUCCUUAUUUAUCAUGGAGAGACCAUAGCUCAGUGGCGCAAGUCAGGCUACCAAGACAUGCCAGAAUAUGAAAAUUUUCGCCAUCUGUUACAAGCUCCAAUAGAUGAUGCCCAGGAAAUUCUCCAUUCCAGAUUCCCAAUGCCCCGGUACAUUGAUACAGAGCAUGGAGGAAGCCAGGCCCGCUUCCUGCUUUCUAAAGUCAAUCCCUCUCAGACUCACAACAACAUGUAUGCCUGGGGACAGGAGUCUGGAGCACCCAUUCUGACUGAUGAUGUCAGCUUGCAAGUCUUUAUGGAUCAUCUGAAGAAACUUGCUGUCUCUAGUGCUGCCUAAAAAUGAUGCAACACAUUACAGACACUGACAAGCUGAACUAUAUUUCGGCUUUUUUUCCUUUUCAUUGUGUCUGCAAACAGAAUGCUGUGAUAUGCACAAGCUGCCUAACUAGAUUUCAAAGUGGUGUAGUUUUCAAGAAAGCAUUUGUUAACAGCAAAUGUCUUAAUGGAAUAUAAUUAGAGGAAAAAGAACAAAGUCUUUUUGGUUACCAUGAUGAUUUAUAUAUAUAUUAUUUUUAGACCAUUGAGGAUAACUUUGAAAUGUGAUAUUUUUUUAAAUGGUUGAGAAUGUGACUCUGCCUUGCACUACAAAGACAUGUUAAACAUUACAAAGGAAGUCUAUAGUGGCACUGGGCUUUCUAGAUUGCCUUGUGACUACUUCUCUUUACUAAUUUUGAACAAAAAGCAAACAAAGAUACAGAAAAAGCAUAUAAAAUAAAUAAUAUAAACUCACUCUUUCUGACUUAGUCUACAGAGUGUUUAGUUUCUUCAAUAAUCAGUUAUGUUUGUGUGGUGAUUAUUUAGGAAAAAAAAUUUCUUUCAAAUAUUGACUUUUUUUAUGUUUGUUUUUUACCUUUGCUUUUUUGGUAACAGAUUGUUUCCUUCCUUUCCAUUUAAAGAAUUUGAGUGCAAUUUAAAAAAAUCAGUUCUUGUCCAAAGCGUAAACCUGACAAUCCACAUUAUAUCUCUGCCAGUAAUUCUACGCUAUUACAGUUAGUACUAUCAAACACUACCAUACAUGAAUAUACUCAAGGCAAAGGAGAAUAAUAUCAAUGCAUUUUAGAUUGUUCUAAGAAAAACCCUACACUACAGUUGUGAAGUGAUUAGAAAUGUAGUCUUGAUUUGUUUUAGCCAGAAAAUUUACUUUUUCCCUAGGAUACAUAGAUUUUUUUUGUUAUAGCCUUAUAAUAAUAUUUACUCUGGUGUGUGGCACUACACAUAUGCUUUUUUGUUUCUGCUUCCUUUUUGUUAUAAAUUCAGUAGGCUGCAAAUUUUUGUCGAAACAGUAUUAUGCAUUAUAUGCCAUAAUUGUAAUAAAUUUAGUGAUACUCUGUUCUUGAUUUUUUUUUUUUUUGUAAAUUAAUGUGUUCACAUUUACUGUUUAAAGUUUACAUAUGGAACAGAUGUUUACAUUGCUGAUGUUAUUUUGACAAGCAAAAAUGUAAAAUUUGGUAGUGGAUAAUAAGAACAUGUUAUACAAUGACUGAAGGAAGAGAGAUAAUUUUGACCUACAAAUCCAGUUAUAUGCUCAUGAGAUAGGCAUGAGUUCUCCUGUUUGUCUGUAAAUUCUGUAAAACUUGAUGAAAUCAAUAGCUCUUAGUUUUAUUUCCUUAAUUUUCUUUUAUCUAAAUGAGAUUAUAUCCAGGCCAAAAGAAGCUCAAAUAAAGCAUACCUUUUCUCUCA
Molecule: messenger RNA, 5130 nt
Organism: Chelonia mydas (Green sea turtle)
Lineage: Eukaryota; Metazoa; Chordata; Testudines; Cheloniidae
Gene: SEC23A
Product: SEC23 homolog A, COPII coat complex component
Exons: 20
Coding region: 1430-3727 (765 amino acids)
Biological process (GO): COPII-coated vesicle cargo loading; intracellular protein transport; COPII-coated vesicle budding
Cellular component (GO): endoplasmic reticulum exit site; COPII vesicle coat
Molecular function (GO): zinc ion binding; GTPase activator activity
Source: RefSeq, a predicted model, not a curated record